UGUAUUCGUUUGCAAAAUAUGGUAAAACUUUUAUUUUUUUUGCAUGCAACCCUUUUGUUAGUGUAAGUGUAAAAUUCAUUAUAAAUCAAAGAAAGGGAAAAUGGUUUGGGUCCCCCAAUAAAGACGGCAGCGAAAAAUAUAAUUUUUUUUAAAUCGUCUUAUUUUGUCGCGAAGAUUACAACUCGUGAGCGGAAAAUAAAUUUUUCCAAUAAUUUAUGUAUACUUUUUUAUAAAAAUAUAAAAAACCCACUUUGCAGAUAUUUUUCAAAUAAUUUAGUUGUUGUAGAAUUCAGAUCAUUUAGCUGCAAUUACACGUUCAACGAGUUAAACAUAUUCUUGUGAAAAAAAAUGCUGAAGAAAUUUAACAGUUUUGGACCGACCAGGGUUACUUUUUUUAAGCGCCAACAACGGCCGCAGGUGCAGAAAGAACUUACCACGCGAAAGAACAUGUGCAAAGUCUGUAAUUUUUUGAAUUAAUUGUAAAAUUUGAUUAAAAAAAAUUAAAUGUAAAUAGAAUUAUUGAAAAAGUUUGCUUUGCGGAUUUGUAAUUUUCGCGCAAAAUAAAGUGAUUGAAAUACAAAAAAAAUUAUUUACGAGGCCUCCUUCGUUGGGGACCUAAAAUAUACAUUAACCAAAGAAACACCCACUUCAAAUAGUUGAAUUUUUGAACUUUAACUGCAAAUAUUUCAAAAACCAUAAAUCAGCGCCAACUAUAAAUAUAUUUUUAUUCUGAAUCUGAAGAACGUAGACCAACCGUACAUAUUCAUUUUAACCCCAAAUUUGCUAUUCCAAAUUCCAGCCGCGGCGACUUGCUGCUGGCUUAAACGUAUGCACAAUUGUACUAUAACUAAUCAAUUAUAUGUUUGCUAAUAGUUUUACAGGAUAAUUAUCUAUACAGACAGACUGUUGCCAAUCGUUUGCAAUAAAUAGCCUUUAUUGACUCUGACGACAUCAAUAACGCUAUCUAGCCAACAAUUGUUGUUAGCGGAGAUGAUCCGUCAUGCAAAUCGAUUCAUUUUGAUUAAAAAUGUCAGCGGGAGGAUACUGCGAGGACUUUCUAGUGUUCCAGGAAAGCAUAAAACAAAUGCGAGCAGUGGACGACAAUAUAAUAUAUAUGUUAAACACAUCACUGCCAACUGAGUCUUUCAAAGGUCAGGUUAAUUGCGAAAAAGUAUGUACAAACUUACUUAACCAGCUGCAACAAGUCCACAAGGCGCGGGAGAAAAAAAUUAAUGAUUGCAUACUUUCGUCUGCGGAAACGUUGAAGAAAUUGCGUGAGUUACGUGAAAAUAACCGCGAUGAUGUCGAAAUUGAUAAAAGAUUCAAAUCGGAGCAGCGUAAGCUUCGUCUUUUAAAGUCUGAAGUAAACGUGGAAGAUAUUGUAAAUCAGAGGUCAUUAAAAGCAUUCAAAGAACGAUGUCGAACAUACAUCCAUAUCGGUGCAUCAUAAUAGAUUGUUUAAAAUAUUUAUCAAAAAAUAUAAAAAAUUUUAAUUUCUAAUUCACA
Bactrocera oleae (olive fruit fly) is the source of this 1506-nucleotide messenger RNA. It is a transcript of the gene Ccdc58, whose product is annotated as Coiled-coil domain-containing 58. Gene Ontology annotation, cellular component: mitochondrion; mitochondrial intermembrane space. Lineage: Eukaryota; Metazoa; Arthropoda; Insecta; Diptera; Tephritidae. The record is from RefSeq and is a predicted model, not a curated record.